This is a messenger RNA of Paramecium tetraurelia, 1599 nucleotides long. RefSeq lists its product as uncharacterized. Lineage: Eukaryota; Ciliophora; Oligohymenophorea; Peniculida; Parameciidae. The record is from RefSeq and is a predicted model, not a curated record. The transcript has 4 exons.
AUGAAAAAGUCAAAUGAGAAUGAAAGGAUAGCUUAACAAAUAUAUGCCUCUUAGAUGCAGAAAUUGUAGGGCAAGAUAUUGGAGAAGAAACUCACUAAAGUAUGUUCAAAAUAGCAAUUUGAGAGCCAAUCAUAAAAUAUCUCGAAUAACAACAGUCCGGUAAUGGGUCGUUAAAAGUCGUAUGAAAAUUUAUAGAAGGUGAAUAGAACAUUUAUAAACCCAACUCUUCAGGUGUCUCAACAAAAAUUGAGCAGCAUUUUAAAUGUUAUGGCAGGCUAACAGACGAAACCUAAAAUUUAGAGUUCAUUUAACAAUGAAUUAAUGGAUACGGUGAAGAUUACUCAUAAAUUGCGUAAGAAUUAAUCUAUGAUUCAUAUCGACCAAUAAUCACCAUAAUUAACCAAGAAUUCUUCGUUUCAUCGUCCUAACUCGAGUGUCAAAAUAAAGAAUAGCAAUAGUAUAUCUUAUGAGUAAACCCAAUUUUAAAAGAUAAAAGAUAAAAUAAAAUAGCUCUUAUAAGAGAGAGAUAAUAAUUGGUAAUAAGAUCAAAAGGAAAUGGCUUUCAUGAUAAAACUAAAUUAAUCAUUAAACCAAUUACUUUCAAUAGUUUUUUAAGAGUAACAAAAUACUCAACCUACUUCUACUUAAGAUACAAAUUCUAGUCUUCAAAUAGAUAAUUUUUUUAAGAGAUAAAUUAUCAUUCUAUAAUAAUCUUACACUCAAUAAAUGGAAAAGAAAAAACUAGAAAAUAUUCUCACUUCCAUCAAAAGAAAACAUGAACAUGUUCUCGUCGAAUACAAUCAGCUAUUAGAGCAAAAAAGAUCAUAAGAUGAUUAAAUAAAGAAUUUGGAAUAGCAAAUCUAAGGACUAAAGACUCAAAUAAGUUCAUCUUAGAAGGAAAUAGAGAAUGAGUAAGAAUUUUUGGAAUUGAAGUAUCUUGUUUAAGGACAAUUCGAGGCAAUCUAAAAGUUAUUACAAAGAGAACAGUUGACAAAAAUAUUCUUAAAGAGAGUUGGAGAUAGUUCUAUAAUAGACAUGUUCGAUUAAUUUAUAUCAAAUGCUGAACGGACAAAUUUGGAUGAUACAGAGGGGAAUCUAAAUGUUGAUGUUUUGCCUUCUAAUAAGUUGAUUUCUAAACAGAAGCUAGCAGUAACUUAGGAUUAAAUGAGUCUACCUGAGAAAAUUCUAUCUUAAUAUGAAGAAAAUUAUAAGGAACAAUUGAAUUUAUGCGACUCUUUGUUAGCAGAUGAUUCUAGUAAUAAUCGAAUUCACAUGUUUUUAGGAGUUAAUGAUUCAGAGGAAAGCAGUUUUGGAUAUAUGGGAAAGGAAUAGGCGACUGAGAUUAGUUGUUAUUUUAAUGAUGCUGUAUAAUUUGCUUAGGGUACCAUUAAGAUUAAGAGAAUACAGACUGUUUCAAAGGAUAAGUUGAAGAUCAAUAUGAUGGAUGUAAAAUUGGCAUAGGCUGCUUUGAAACGUCAAGAAUUAGUUGAAUAAUAAUAGCUACAAUAAUAGAAGAUCCUUCCAGAUUAUCUGAUUGAUAAUGAGAAUGAAGAAUCAGAGGUGAAUUUGUGCGAUGAUGAUGAUGAAUAAUAGUUUUGA